CUUUCUGACACGACAAGAGUCCAAUCGAGCCGCGAGUUCAUCUGUCAAACCUUCAUUAACCGACACCAGCUUUUAUAUUUGUGUGGAGAGCAGAUCAUUUGAGUCGCGCGCAGAACACAAAGCUGACGGGAGCAGCUCCGGUGGAGAAAAACUGGAUCUAAAACUUUCAGAUGACACACAGCUCAUUUCUCCGUCACUACGCAGGAACCAGUCGAGUGAUUUGGCCCAGCCCCAACUUGGACAUCACUCAAAACAGUUCCCCCCUCUGGGCAAACAUUCACUCGGAAGUGGAAAGCUAAAGAGUGCAGGUUGACACCAUGAAGAUCGCAUCUUUUAACAUCAGACGUAUGGGUUCAAGCAAACUGUCAAACAAAAAUAUUGUAAAUUAUCUUAUUAAGAUCUUCUCUCGGUACAGUAUAAUCAUUAUUCUGGAGGUGGUGGACAAAUCGGGCAAAUCUAUAGACAAAUUUCUACAGGAGCUCAACAGCACCAGAGCUAAUAAGAAACGUCCCUUCACAAUGGUCGGAAGCUCCAGGCUGGGACGGACUCUUUAUAAGGAGCAGUUUGUCUGUUUCUACAGAGAAGAUGAGGCUAAACUGGUUGACACGUACCAAUACGAAGACAAUCAAGUGGGUGACGAGGACGCUUUCUCUCGAGAGCCUUUCAUCCUGCGUUUCCGCUGUAAACACACAGUGCUGAAAGAUUUGGUGCUGAUACCUGUUCACACAAAGCCUAAAGACUCACAGAAAGAACUGGAUGAACUAUACGACGUCUUUCUGCAUGUCAAAGAUAAAUGGAAGACGGAUAAUGUCAUGAUCCUUGGUGACUUCAACGCGGACGGCGCUUACGUCUCCAAGAAGAAGAUGAAGGCCAUCAGGAUCCGCAGCGACCCCGAUUUCCACUGGCUGAUUGGAGACGAUGUGGACACCACAGUCAUUGAGUCCAAUGACCACACCUACGACAGGAUUGUGGUGUAUAAAGACGACAUGUUUAAAGCUGUUGUGCCAAGAUCUGCAAAACCUUUUAACUUUCAGCAAGCCUACAAACUUUCAGAGGAAAUGGCCCUGGGCAUCAGUGAUCAUUACCCAGUGGAGGUGAGUCUGAAGAAGUCAUCUGCGGCAAAGACCAGCGGCAAAGCCAAAACCAAAGCACAGAAACGCAAAGCAUGAUGGGAUACCAAUGCAGAGUGUAUGGGAUCUUAACUUCACUCUACUGAAGGAGAGAUGCUACCUCUUCAUAAGGAAAUUCAGGCCUUAAAAUAAUUCAAAAGCAGUUAUCCUUUCAUGCU
Molecule: messenger RNA, 1288 nt
Organism: Sinocyclocheilus anshuiensis
Lineage: Eukaryota; Metazoa; Chordata; Actinopteri; Cypriniformes; Cyprinidae
Product: deoxyribonuclease gamma-like
Exons: 10
Coding region: 318-1169 (283 amino acids)
Biological process (GO): DNA catabolic process
Cellular component (GO): nucleus
Molecular function (GO): DNA binding; deoxyribonuclease I activity
Source: RefSeq, a predicted model, not a curated record